Acanthopagrus latus (yellowfin seabream) is the source of this 1343-nucleotide messenger RNA. RefSeq names its product ribosomal L1 domain containing 1 (gene rsl1d1). The record is from RefSeq and is a predicted model, not a curated record. Gene Ontology annotation, cellular component: 90S preribosome. The coding region runs from base 118 to 1194 and encodes 358 amino acids. The transcript is spliced from 9 exons. NCBI's taxonomy places the organism in Eukaryota, Metazoa, Chordata, Actinopteri, Spariformes, Sparidae.
CCUUUCUCCUGUGAGUGUUCAGGGAGGUCGUACAAAUAAAGUUUUGUUGGUUUGUCUGUGACGCAGAGUGUACCAUUUGCGCAUGCGUAGCUAAGAGCCGCACGUGAAGCAGACAGCAUGGCUGAGGGAAAAGGAGUCGCGUUAGACCGGGCACAGGUGAAGAAGGCCGUCCAAGCCUUGCAAGCCUUCCUGAAAACCAAGUCGACCAGUGACUCUCUGUUCCUGGACGACACUCAGCAGAUCAGCUUGCUCUUCACCCUCUGGAAGAUCCCCAAAGUGGCACAGACCAUCCGCAUUCCCCUGCCCCAUGGCCAGCGGUCUGACACAGACGAGGUUUGCCUGUUCACCAGAGAUGAGCCCAAAAUGACCUCGGAGCAGACCCAGAGGUUUUAUAAGAAGCUGCUGGAGGAGAGGGGAGUCAAAAACAUCACUGAGAUCAUCCCAUACAAGGUCCUGAGGACGGAGUACAAACCAUUCGAAGCCAAGCGCCGUCUGCUGGGAAACUUCGACAUGUUCCUGUCUGAUGACCGCGUCCGCCGCCUGCUGCCCUCCCACCUUGGAAAACAUUUCUACGAGAGGAAAAAAGAGCCGCUGUCUGUGAACCUGCAGAGCAAACAUCUGGCCCGAGACAUCGAGAGAGUCAUCCAGGGCACCAGCUUGAAGGUUAACAACAAGGGCUGCUGCUGCAUGGCUCGUGUUGCCCACUCCGGCAUGACUGCAGAUGAGGUGACAGAAAACAUCGAGGCUGCAGUCCAGACAGUGGUGGCCAAACUACGCAUGAAAGGACCAGUGAUGAAGAUCAUCCACAUAAAGAGUCAAACAUCAGUGGCUCUGCCCAUCUACAGCUCAGACCUCAGCCACCUCGAUGUGCAGGGGGUGGCAGAGAAAAAUGCUCAGACUCCCAAGAAAGAGGGAAAGGCAAAGAAGAUGAAGACAGAGGACUUAAAGCAAACGGAGAGCACUGCUGAGGGAGAGGAGAAAAAGGUGGAGGAGGAUGAAGAAAUCCCACAGCUUGUUCCUAUAACAACACCAAGCAAGAAGCCUAAACUGGAGAAGCCAUCCAAAAAGAAGCAACUGAAGAAAGCACCUAAACCCGCUGCAGCAAAGAAGGGGAAAAAAUCACCAAGCAAACUGAACAAGAAGACCGGCAAGAGUGACUCCAAAGUAAAAAGAAAAGUGCCUAAAGUGAAAUGAUUCUCCGCAGAGCGUCUUUGCACAUUACCCCCCCUCAACAUGGACAUUUUACACAGGAGCGAGAUGGCUGAUCGUCAUUAUAUUCAGUUUGUUUUGUCUUUUUUUUGCUUGAAUAUAACAGAUUAUAAACUUUGUUAUUUGAAACAAUA